This is a messenger RNA of Amphimedon queenslandica, 1959 nucleotides long. RefSeq names its product mothers against decapentaplegic homolog 3-like. Gene Ontology annotation, cellular component: heteromeric SMAD protein complex. Gene Ontology annotation, biological process: positive regulation of transcription by RNA polymerase II; activin receptor signaling pathway; SMAD protein signal transduction. The transcript is spliced from 7 exons. Bases 32 to 1453 code for a protein of 473 amino acids. The record is from RefSeq and is a predicted model, not a curated record. Gene Ontology annotation, molecular function: DNA-binding transcription factor activity, RNA polymerase II-specific; I-SMAD binding; RNA polymerase II cis-regulatory region sequence-specific DNA binding. NCBI's taxonomy places the organism in Eukaryota, Metazoa, Porifera, Demospongiae, Haplosclerida, Niphatidae.
GGUGGUGCUUAUUAUUCGGGCAAUCAUUUCAAUGGCGGCCAUCAGCAGUACCGGAACUUCUUCAAGUAAAUUCAACAUGGCCAACUUUCUUCCUUCCUUCUCCUUACCAAUCGUUAAAAGACUCUUGAGCUACAAGAAAGGAGGGGAUGAUGACGAAGGGGAAGAGAAUUGGAGUGAAAAAGCUGUCAAGAGUUUGGUAAAGAAGCUAAAGCGGACAGGAGGCCUUGAUGAGCUGGAGAAAGCUAUUACAACUGAAGGAAGUGUUCAGACAUCUUGUGUGACCAUAGCCAGGUCACUGGACGGUAGACUGCAGGUAUCCCACAGGAAAGGUCUACCCCAUGUCAUCUACUGCAGACUCUGGCGUUGGUCUGAUCUACAGAAUCAUCACGAGUUGAAGGCAAUCGACAGCUGUCAGUAUGCCUUCCACCUCAAGAAAGAUGAUGUGUGUGUUAAUCCAUAUCACUAUGUGAGGGUAGAGACACCAGUCUUGCCACCUGUCCUUGUUCCUACUAACGUUGAGCACAAGGUUCCUUCCAUAAUGCCGUCACUGGCCGAGGAGGCACUACCUGAGAACAGGGUCUACCCAUCCCAAGACCUGUUCCCCUCUCCUCCUGUCUACCCUCCUCCUGAGGAAACCCCGCCCCCAGCUUAUGGUGAUAUAGGUAGUCCUGCCGGAGCCACAGCCAGUAAUCUAAGCACUUAUUCAGGAGUUGGGUCACCGAUAAUGUCUCCUACUUCAAUGGCUCCACUGUCAGUCCCAUCUCCUGAUGUCUAUCAGACACAACAUGGAGGAAUGUCACCGUCCAUUCACCCCGGCCCAUCUCAGAGUCCUGAUUAUCAACCAGUGACCUACCUAGAGCCGGUCCACUGGUGCUCUGUCAGCUAUUAUGAGAUGAAGAACCGAGUAGGUGAGAUAUUCCACGGCUCCAGUCCUUCCCUGACUAUUGAUGGAGGGACUGACCCCAGCUCCAGCGAGAGGUUCUGUCUUGGUCUAUUGUCUAAUGUUAAUCGUGAUGCUGUCAUCCAGCAGACCAGAUGUCACAUUGGUAGAGGAGUCCAUCUUUAUAAUGUAGGCGGUGAAGUUUGGGCAGAGUGUCUGAGUGCUAGUAGUAUUUUUGUUCAAUCGCCUAACGCUAACUUGCGGUGUGGCUGGCACCCUGCUACAGUCUGUAAGGUUCCCCCAGGUUGCCAGUUGAACCUGUUCAACAGUCAGGACUUUGCCAACAGACUAGCUCAGUCCGUGUCGUUAGGAUUUGAGACUGUCUACCAGUUGAACAGAAUGUGUACUAUUAGGAUAAGCUUUGUGAAAGGUUGGGGUGCUGAAUACAGGCGUCCCACUGUCACCAGCACACCAUGUUGGAUUGAAAUCCACUUGAACGGGUCACUCCAAUGGCUGGACAAGGUCCUCACUCAAAUGGGAUCUCCUACCAGCAGAAUACAGUCGGACACUUGAGCCUAAGGAACCAAUGUAUUGUCACUCUGUGCAUCAAUCAAUUCUCAUUUUAUUGUUAGUCUAUUAAUCAGUGGUUGUCAUGGUUAUUGUUAAUUAAUUAUUAGUUAUUAAUUAAUUAAUGUCAAUUGGGUGGAGUUACUGGGGUACAAAGUUCAAGUCUUGUUGUUGCUGUUUCUCUUCUAGUUGAUAUGUUGUUCAGAUACUAUUCAACUUCUUCCAUUCCUAAACACCAAGUGACUCCUUUUAGACGUUUUAUUCUUAAAAUAACAAGAACAGUAAAAGAUGUACCCUCAGAAGUGAGCACUGAAGUAAUGGAUAAGGCUAACUCAAGGUUUAGGAUUGGACUGAUGUCAGUAACAAUGUUGUACGCUAUAAUCGGGUCAGUCUAUGCAAUAAUGAGAGGGAGAGAGGCAGCUAAAGAGAGGAGGGAGGGACUACACAAAUAGAACUACCACUCUACCACAACAAUUUAAUUUUUUUGAUAAAAAUUAAUCAUUGUCAGAAUA